This is a messenger RNA of Stylonychia lemnae, 1842 nucleotides long. The record is from the annotation of a GenBank genome assembly. Lineage: Eukaryota; Ciliophora; Spirotrichea; Sporadotrichida; Oxytrichidae.
AUGAACAAAUACAAUUAAGAGACCAUCUAAGAUCCUCAAACACUUAUGACUGACUUUGACCUAGCUCCUCUUUCACAAGACUAUUUCAAUUCAAAUGAUAGAUACUUAGACAUAGACAUUGGAGUUUUUGACUAUGCAUUUAAAUGUAUAUAAGGCCCGUAUGCUGGCAAAUUCUUUUACAUUAAUUCUUCUCCGCAUGGUGAGAUUAUCGGGGGUAUUGCUGAUUAUGAUAUCAAAAGAAAUCCUGCAAAACUUACCAUGUAUGUUGAAAAUAAUCAGCUUGCAGAAAGACAUGCUCUAAUUCAAUUAAAUAGCCACUGCUAAUAUCUUAUCUAAGAUGUAAGUCCUAUUGAUUCUACUGGAAUUUGGAUUAAAGUGCCGACUACUGGAGAAGGAAUGGACUUGUAUAGAAAUAACAACUUUAGGAGAAAAUUCAUGAUAAACAAUUUCUCAUAUGUAUUCGAGUUUAAAGAGACAGAUCAGAUACUUUUGGACUUGUAUCACUGGCUAAGAAUAAAUCAGCUUGAUCAUGGAUACUAACUUAUGCUGCAAGAAGGAAUUGUAAACUUCGGAACUUACUUUUAAAAGCUUAAAGAUUUCAUAGAUAGAAACUAGUUGAACCAAGAAUAUCUGCAAAACUUGAUUUUAUAGACUAAGGAUUUAAAAAACUCCUUAAAUUAUUUAAGUGCUAAUGGUUAGAUUAAGAAUCAAGAUUUUUACCAGGAAAAAAAGUAGUUGGUUUGCUAGUUUAAGAGUGGUCCUUAGAUUUAAUUUGGAUUAGAUGGGUAUUAAGGAUAUUUGGUUAGUGGUCCAAAGACUUAGAACGCUAAUAUAAUAAUAGAAGAUGACAAUUUGAAUGAUAUGAAUCUCUAUAUCAUAUUUAAACUUGGAUCUUACUAUAUUGUAGGUGAUCACUCAGAGUCUAACAUUGAAGAAUCUCAUCGAUCAACCAAUCCAUAUUUUAAAUUGUUCAAGGAUGAAAAAUAUCAUUUAUAGCCAGGUCAAAUAGUAAAUCUCGGAUUAUCUAGCUAUAUUGUCGAAAGAUUCAAUACUGGAGUCAUUGCUGAUGUUGGAACAAGAGGCUCUAUGGAAGAUACUUAUAUAAUUUCAUAAGAUAUUGGAAUAGAUGACUAUCUGAAAGUUUCCCUAUUUGCAGUAAUUGAUGGGCAUGGAGGUGAAAACUGUGCUAUCUUCUUAAGAUAAAGAAUAGAACAAGAAAUAAGGAAAGAAUUGACUGACCCUGAUCUGGGGUUGAAGAGUAAAGGAAAAGAAGGUGCUAAUGAAUGCAUAACAAAUGCCUUGAGGAGGGCAUUCUUAACUCUAGAUGAACAAUUCUAUUAGGAAUUCCCAAAAUAUGCUAUAAAAUGUGGUGCUGCUGUAGUUUGUGUAUUGAUUGUUGGAAACAGAGUAUUUUGCGCAAAUAAUAGAAAGGAUGAAGCAGAUAGAGUAAAAAAUAAUGGUGGUACGAUUGCUUGUGAGAGAGUUUAAAAUAAAUUAGCAAUCACUAGAGCUUUUGGAGAUUUUGAAUUCAAACUGAAACAUUUCGAGGAUAAAAUAGAAAGAACACACUACUUGAUUGCAGAACCUGAGAUAAGAUUGAUGGAUAUUGACCCAUUCAUUGAUGACUUUAUUGUAAUUGGAUCGGAUGGUUUAUACGACAAAUUUUCAAGUCAAGAAGUUGUAAAUUUCAUCAGAGCCAAAUUAGGAGCUAUGCCAUUAAUGGAUUAGGAUGUCUCAAGGGUUGCAAGAGAAAUAACAAGUGAAUGCAUUUUGGCUCAGCAUGUUAAAGAUAAUGUUACCACAAUUAUUGUAGCCUUAAAUAGAGGAAUCAAACUUAACUGA